CCCGCUGUGUUUAGCGUAUCGGCGCAGGUUCGACGGGUCGUCUUCUCGGCUGGUUGAGGUCCGCGUCCCCAGCGCCGGGACAUGCGGCUUCUGUCGAAGGCGGUGCGGGCGGCUUGGCGUCCGAGAGACGGACACAGCAGACGGUUUUGGGGCUGGCUCAACGCCGUUUUCAACAAGGUGGAUUACGAGAGGAUUAAAGCUGUCGGUCCGGACCGGGCCGCCGCCGAAUGGCUCCUGAGGUGUGGGGCCAAAGUGAGGUUCGAGGGCUUCGAACGCUGGCACCACGACUACAACGGUCUGCCCACUGGGCCCCUGGGCCGCUACAAGAUCCAGGCAAUAGACGCCACAGAGUCCUGCAUCAUGUUCCGAGGGUUUGAUCAUCUAGUGGGCUUGGAGCACUUGGAGGAAAUCAAAUUCAACAAGUGUAUCUACAUCGAGGACACCUGCCUGGAGCAGCUGAGCUCGAUAGAGAACCUCCAGGCGAGUCUGUACGCGAUGGAGGUGGUGACCUGUGGUAACGUGACGGAUAAGGGCAUCAUCGCGCUGCACAAACUCAGGAAUCUGGAGUAUCUGUUUCUCAGUGAUCUUCCCGGGGUCACGGAUAAAGAGAAGACUGUCGAGAGGCUGCAGACGGCCCUUCCUCGCCUGGACAUAGCGCUGGAUCUUGAGUGACCAGCGCAACACCCUCCCGUUUCGAGGCGCGAGGGUUCGAAGCUUAACGCGCGCGCGCACCUUCGUUUGCUCAGAGUUCGUCCGUGCAAAAAGCACGUGUCUUCGCGAGCCGAGGAGAGACUGGAGCACGCAGGCCUCCGAUGGCAAACAUGCAAGACCUUUAGACUGGCGAGGCAAGUUUUUUUUUUUUUUCCUUAACGUGAGCAUUUGGACGCAAAUCGUGGCACUUAUUAUGCGGGAUUUCUACUAUGACGUCGUGGCAAUUUAUACCCGAGCGUUCACCCAUAACGCCCUCGCGGCUCCCCCCCUUACGUCCACCGCAAGGGCCUGACGCGUGCGCCCCCCCCCGA
Molecule: messenger RNA, 1022 nt
Organism: Lampris incognitus (smalleye Pacific opah)
Lineage: Eukaryota; Metazoa; Chordata; Actinopteri; Lampriformes; Lampridae
Gene: dmac2l
Product: distal membrane arm assembly component 2 like
Exons: 4
Coding region: 82-672 (196 amino acids)
Source: RefSeq, a predicted model, not a curated record